This is a messenger RNA of Hypoxylon trugodes, 3976 nucleotides long. RefSeq lists its product as uncharacterized. Bases 117 to 3758 code for a protein of 1213 amino acids. The transcript is spliced from 2 exons. NCBI's taxonomy places the organism in Eukaryota, Fungi, Ascomycota, Sordariomycetes, Xylariales, Hypoxylaceae. Gene Ontology annotation, molecular function: protein binding. The record is from RefSeq and is a predicted model, not a curated record.
CGCUGCUGCGAACUCAGAAUAGGCUCGAAAUCCUUUAGUUUUUGUCCGAUUUACACCAACGCCCGCAUAUACAACCUGGCGAAUAAUCGAUUACUUACACUACGAAUAUCGGCAUAAUGGGGUCAGCACCGCCGCUACCCACGCGGUUCCCGUGCUGGUGCAGAGCCGUAUAUUCUUGGGGAGGAGAAUCGCAACACGAUCUAGGAUUCAUCGAAGGAGAUUUAAUAGAAUGUCUAAACGCAGGAGAUGGGUCAUGGUGGACGGGCAGACUACGGCGCAACAAGACUGUCGGCGUCUUCCCUUCUAACUUCGUCGAGGUAUUACCCGAAGAUUUUCGACCAGUUACGAGGUCGGCGAGUCCACUGACUUCGAGUCAUUCCCCGAGUCCAACCAACACACCGCAGAAAUCCAAGUCGCGAAAUUUCCGCAAACCAUUCGAGGCCUAUGCGAAAGCACCUCACUACACAACGGCAAAACAGCCCGAAAUAAUAAGAAACGUUUCCAACACACCACCAAGGCAGAAUUCAAAUGGAUCAUUUAGAAACAAUGCGCGUCAGGAUUCUGGUCGCGGCCCAUCGCCGUCCGAGAUUCGGUUACACGGGUCAAGAGCUCCGUCUCCCGCGCCUCCUCCGCCGCCGGCACCGGUAACUUCAUAUGCUCCCCGAGCCGUGUCGCCCGCACCUCCGAUGCAUACAUAUAGUUCUAGAGCCCCUUCCCCAAGAACUCAUUCUCCCAUUCCUCCGCAAGCAUACGACUAUCACCGAGCACCAUCACCUGCUCCACCCCCCGUACAACAUUACGGUUCAAGGGUACCAUCACCGGCUCCAUCAUUUAGCUUUAAGCCAUAUCGACCAGGGGCAGAGCGCGAUUCACCUCCGCCACCAGCUCCACCACCACAUCGUCACGUUAUUACAAGAGGCAACUCGAAUGCCUCACACGCGUCUUACGAUAGUCGAAGACCGCAAGAAGGAUAUCAUACACCAAGAGUACCUUCGCCAAACCCGCAAUCUCCAGCUAAUGAUGGCUUUACUCCCUCCCCAUUACGAGAGGCGAUGGAUGGUGUUAUUGAGCAAUUAGAUGCUCUAGGCAUGGCGCGCGAAACCGAUUCCCCAGAGCCGCCUUUGGAUCCAUGGUCGCCGGAAUCUUUCGAUUUGGUACAUCAUCGAUCCCGGAGAAAGGCCAAAACGAGGCCGUUAACAUCGAUGGGUGUACCCCUUCAGGAUUCAGGAUAUGGUUCCUUGAACGGUGGUUCAUCGCAAGAGAAUACAUAUCACAAUGACAUCCCACAAGAACAACCACUUCCCAAAUUAAGCAACUAUGUGGAGAGAAUGGAAAAUCGCUUCCGAAAAAUGCACCAGCAUAGCUCAAGCAUGGGAGUCAUUGAUGACCAAGACAUGGGCCCUCCACCGCCACCACCACCUAAGAAUCCUUUAUAUAGUAGGCCGAAAUCAUCAAUAGGUAACAGAGGCCAUGAAGAACGCAAGUUUCUACGUAAACAAAAGUCAUCCUACGAAGUCGGUCUUUUGGAUAGAACAGGCACUACAAAAACAACUUCGACGGAUUCUUCGUCCGGCAAUCGAAGCACCGCAACGAAUAGCACGCAAAGAAGUCUAAUGAGUGGUAUUUCUGCGGGUGGAAUCAGCGCUACGAGCGCUGGUAGCCUGGCCAGAAAAAACCAACGAGCGCGCAGUGCUCUAGGCUUCCGAGAUGGUGAUGAUGAUUGGGAUGCCAACCGGCCGACUACACCAUUCAGCGGCGUAUCCUAUCAUCCAAGUCAUUCUACAUCAGCUAUGCGACCUCAAUCGCAAAUUGGCUUCACCGACGAUGGAAUUGCGGCUGUUGGAGGUCUCGUGCAACCGGGCACCACGAAGCCCAAAAAGCAGAAUUUCAUUAAGAGAAUUCUAGAGGCGACGAAGACAGGUGUUGCUAGUGGUCGUAAUAGUAUUACGACCGGGGGAGGAUCUGGACAAACUUCGCCAUCGAAACGCUCGGGACCUAACGGGAUUACAGCGAUCGCAGGCGGAGCUAGUAGCACCAGCCUAGUGAGAGAUGCGGCUACUGAUAUGGGGCUUACGAAAGGAGUGGACUGGGUCCAGGUACGAAGGGAUGUUAACCGAUCAAAUACUCUGAGCAAAAACGAACGCAGCGAGCGACGAGACCGAUGCAUGAUGUUGGAUUACCCAGCAAUAGAUCCUGUCGACGAGCUUUAUGAGAGCGUUGAGGGGGAUGAGGGUGCCGACGGCUUACCAGUUCGCAACCCAAUCAACUAUCAAGUCAUAAACUUGAGUCAAGUGGACAAGAACUCUCGUUUUAUCAGUGGUCUACCGUCUAUGACGACUGCUGUUACUCUCGCCACGACUUACGUGUGCAGACCAUACAAAAGCGAGGUUCAGCGUCUCCGAGCGAUAUUCACUUGGGUCGCAGAGAAAAUCAACUGGGAAGAGGAUUACGAAGGCGAGGUAGACACACGACAUGUUAUCCAGACAAAACGAGGAUGUUCAGAAGAAUACGCAGUUUUAGUUCAUGAGAUGUGUGCCGCGAUCGGUAUACAUUCUGAAGUCGUCCGCGGUUAUCUCAAAUCUCCAGGCGAGAUUCCCGAGACGGGCCUAAUGCCUCGAUCAAAUCACUGGUGGAAUGCCGUUGUGAUCGAUAAUGAAUGGCGAAUGAUGGAUUGCUGUCUUGCAAGUCCAUCCAACCCUCGUCGUGGGCAAUACUCAGGCGCUAGCAGUACGACAGCAGAGUUUUGGUGGUUUCUCACACGGCCUACGGAGCUUUGCUGGACUCACAUUCCCGAACAUCAUAGCCAACAACACAUCUGCCCGCCAGUGGCCCACGAAACGCUACUGAACCUACCAGGUGCUUGUCCGCCGUUCUUCAAGCAAUCCAUCGCUAUGGUUGAUUACAAUACAUCGUUGACUCGAAUUGAAGAUCUCGAAAUGGUACAUAUCAAGUUCAACGUACCACCCGAUAUCGAGAUAGCAGCUGAGGUCGAAGUACGAGGAUUCACGCGAGACUCAGAUGGUGACAUUUUUGAAAAUGGCGAGGUAGUCAGGAAGCGUGCACUCGCACAAGCAGAUUGGUACGGCGGUGCAAAGCGAUACACAAUAAAGGCACUCCUACCAGGCGACGAGGGUAAUGGCGUUUUGAAAGUGUACGCAGGGAAGCGUGGACUCAUGCAUAGCAUUAAGGAUAUCCCGCAUCCCCUUGCGUUUGCAUUGCCCAUUAUCCACACCGGCGAAAACCCACCUUACGAGUUUGUUACCCGACAUCCUACGCCACAUGCCCAACGGCAUGAUAUCUACGUCGUGCAACCCCAGUGCCAAAAACUGGCGCUAAAUAAUACCUUCGUAUUUGCGAUCCGGCAACAUCCCUCUAGCCCUGCGGGUGCGCCAAGCAGUAACCCUGGGGGCACAAGCCCUGUGCCGUUUGCUAGACCUGGUAGUGCUAUGAGCAUGAUGAGUAGUAGUCAAGCAGGCUCUAACCCCAGCUCCGCUACAGGAAGUAUUGCGGGCAAGAAACCAGCCAAACUUGCGAUCCAGACCCCUGGCGGCAAAAUCCUUCGUCUCAUGCGCAAGGAGGAGCGUGGGAGCGGACGGUCGGGGAUUGGCGUCGGCGGGCGUAGCGCCGAGGAUGAGACGAGUGAUGGUGGAACGUGGGAAACGAUUAUCAAGUGCUCUGAACGUGGCGUCUGGCGCGGCCUGGUGCUGGCUGAUCGGACUGCUAGGUGGUGCGUAUUCGCGGAGUGGGUAUGCAUCUAAUAAAACGGGAUGGAAAGUGGAAAAAAGGAAAAUGAGAUGGAUGAUGGAGCCCGAUUCGCCGAUUUUCGCCCAGAUCGAGAUUCAUGACCCCCCAAAACUAAACUCUAAUCUAUUUGGGGAUAGACGCACGUGGCGUCGCGUGGCGGCGCCAUCGUUCGACUCAGGACUUUGAAGAAAGUCCCCACGGAGCUUCUAACUCUCCGGGGAGAUUUACGAAG